Heterostelium album PN500 is the source of this 432-nucleotide messenger RNA. RefSeq lists its product as uncharacterized. NCBI's taxonomy places the organism in Eukaryota, Evosea, Eumycetozoa, Acytosteliales, Acytosteliaceae. The record is from RefSeq and is a predicted model, not a curated record. The coding region runs from base 1 to 432 and encodes 143 amino acids. The transcript has a single exon.
AUGUCAGAAGUAAGUACAACAUAUGAUGUUCAAGUAAUUCAUUUCCCAAAAUCAGAAAUGAUUGGAGUCACGGGUAUUGGAGAAUAUGAGGUGACAAUGAAAAAGAAUUGUGGAGUGUUGUUCAAGUUUUUUGGUGAACGUAACAUUAAACCUGGUCAAUUUGCUGCCUUCUUCUUUGACAAUCCUAUCGAAGUACCAGAAGAAAAGUUAAAAUCGGUGGCCGCAGUAAAGGUUACAUCCGAACAGCUGGCAUCCCUAUCACUCUCUGGUGACGAACCGGUAGAGCCAAUCGUAUGGGAAGAGGGUGACUAUGCAGUUGUCGUAUACACUGGUCCAUACAGUGGUCUCAUUCCACUCUAUGAUUAUAUUUUCGGUGUUUUUCUACCAAAGAUCUUUGGUAGAAAAACAGAACUCCAAGCAAAUAUCCAGUGA